AUGCCCCAUAACGUCCACGAGAUGUCCAACCUUCCUAUCCCCGAGCCCAACUCCACCCCGACCGAAAACCCCACCGCAGCAGCUGUCCCCAGCCAAGGUUGCGCAGCCAACAUCAAUCGAUACCUUCUCGCAGAGUUCGCAGGGGACGUAUUACUCGCAAGGUCAAUCAUUGGCCUCCAGGGAAUUCGCUCUGCAUAUACCAGCUCAGCCAAAAGGUUCUUUGGGCCUAGAGCCCAGAACGACAUUGCCUCAGAUGACACCCGCUCCGACUUUAUAUAUUUUACCAGUCUAUAUAAGACCACCUACUAUGGUGAAACUGUGCACAUUGCGGAUUUUGCCGCUGCUGUUGAAAUGAGGGGUUAUAUAAAAAUACAAUUCGACAUCGAUUUCGAUGUUGAAGUCCUCAUCAUGACUCGGGCGAUCCUACUCAGCAUCUACAAGAAAUGCAUGCUCGGAGUUCUAUCUCUCGCAGAGGACAUCGACUACAUUUUCAAGAUCGGUCGGCUCCUGGACGUGGGAAAAAAUACGAUUCGGAUGCACGGAACUCAUUGCCUCGACUUGCGCCCGAUUAUUCGACUGAGCAGUGCGUCAGUUCUGGUAGAACUAGGCAUACCCGCAAACGACCAUCUCCUCGAUGCGGUGGAUUGGUGCAUGAUCGCGAUAGAUGAGCAUGGGAGCGAGGAGUUUUUAUACGACCUCCUGGUCGCGAUGGGCCUUGUCGAUGCGGAUACGUCUGGGUUCGCCGACCGAUUGGCACUAUGA
Messenger RNA from Pseudogymnoascus destructans, 762 nucleotides. RefSeq lists its product as uncharacterized. The record is from RefSeq and is a predicted model, not a curated record. NCBI's taxonomy places the organism in Eukaryota, Fungi, Ascomycota, Leotiomycetes, Thelebolales, Thelebolaceae. The coding region runs from base 1 to 762 and encodes 253 amino acids. The transcript has 2 exons.